GAUUAUUUUGCGUCACUGUGUGUGCCCAAACAUCAAAACGAUUUGAUUCUAAACAGAGGGAACGAUAAUACACAAAAGUCAAUAUGAUUGGUUGUUGAUGUACACGUGACUGACGUUGACAAUGUCGAGAGGAAAGCCACAAGGUGCACGAAGCAUGAGCAAAAGGCUAUGACAUGUCGGUCACAGAGAAUAGUACAGUUAGCGAUGGCAUAACAGAAAAUGAAAAUGACGAUGAUUCAACAGACAGAGAGCAAGAAGCAUUAAAUCAUCCGUGGCCUUACCUACGGGAGAUGUUUCAAAUCGUCGGCAGCAAAAAUGACUCGUGGAGAAUGCGGUGUGAGUUAUGUCUCCCGAAAAAACACGAACUACUGGCAUUCAAGAACUCCCCGUCGAAUUUGAAAAAACAUAUCGAGAGAAAGCAUGUGAAUCACCUGGAGAGGUACAAAAGCCUCACUUCAACUGCUGUGAGAAGGAGAUCAAAGUUAGAUGAAGGCCCUUCAUCCAAGCAGCUUAAACUGUGGGAAACCAAGACCCUGUCACAGAGAAGUGUUGAUGAAGCCAUUCUUAACUUCAUUAUCCAAGGUCUGCACCCUCUGAGUAUUGUUGAACAACAGGGUUUCAAGACUCUUGUACAUCACUUACAACCAGAUGUGGUUGUAAUGUCUCGUGGUACAGUGAAAAAUAGAGUUGAAAAAGCAACCUUGGAAAUGAAGAAUAAUCUAAAGGCUGCCAUGAGUGAGAUUGAGUUCAUCGCUACCACUACUGAUUGCUGGACAGCACACAGACGCAGUUUCAUUGGGGUCACAGCACACUGGAUAGAGCCUGAAACACUGGAGCGAUGCUGUGCUGCUCUAGCAUGCAAACAACUAAAAGGAUCACAUACCUUCUCUGCACUUGCUGCUGCCCUGAAUGGCAUACAUACAGAGUACAACAUCAGAGAAAAGAUUGUACGCACUACAACUGAUAAUGGCUCAAAUUUUAUAAAAGCAUUUCGAAUCUACGGUGAAGUGGAUGAAAACAACAAUCCAGGACAACUUCAGGGGAUAAGUUCAACUGAAACAGGAGAACGAGAGAGUGGUGAAGAAGAGGAAGAGAGUGAAAACACUGUGGAUGUUGAGUUUGUUGAAGCUGGAACAAUGUUGGACGAAGAUUAUGGUCUGGAAUACCAACUGCCCAAGCACCAUCGCUGUGCCUGCCAUCUUCUGAACCUGGUAUCAACAGUCGAUGUCUCAGAAGCAAAUGCCAAUACAGUCUAUAAGCGGCUCUCUCGUUCUGCAUUCUCGAAGUGUUGGAGUCUCUGGAAUAAGAGUGCUAGAUCUACCACAGCUGCAGAGAUAAUCAAAGAGAAAUGCAAACUCCAGCUCUUGAGGCCAAAUGAGACAAGGUGGAAUUCUCUUUUCCUGGCUGUGGAGAGGAUUAUAAGGAUUAUGAAAGAACAAGGAGAAGGAGCCAUUACAGCUGUGUUCAGUGCACUAAAAAUUCCAAUGUUCACACCUGCUGAGCUUUCCUUUCUGGCAGAGUAUGUGAAGACCAUGAGCCCAUUUGCAAAGGCAGUUGAUGUCCUUCAGGGAGAGGCCAGUGUGCAAAUGGGAUGGCUAGUACCUACAGUAACACUACUCAAGACCAAGCUCCAGCACCUUCGCAUUUCCUCCAAAUUAUGUGGUCCUUUGGUGGAUGCUCUUCUUGCAGGACUUGAAAAGCGUUUUGGACAGAUGCUUACUGACCCGGAGUUAAUUGCUGCUGCCAUUCUUGUCCCAAGGUUUAAGACAUGCUGGACAGAAGAUGAAUGCAUCCUUUAACUUGGCCUUGACUAUAUUAAAAGUCAUCUGAAGGAACAGCCUGUGGUGCAACAAGGAGAGACCUCCCCUUCCUCUGAAGAGGAUGAUUUCUUUUCUCUGAUCAAGCAGUCCCAUUCCCAAGAAAACGCCAAACAGCUGGAGUCCUACCUGAGCUGCCCAGCUGAGACAAUGGAUGUACUGAAGUCUUUCCCAGCACUGUGCAACAUGUCAUUAAGGCUCAAUACACCACUGCCAGCCUCAGCUGCCUGUGAGAGGCUUUUCAGUACUGCUGGACUGAUUUUUACAUCAAAAAGGGGAUCCCUUGAUUCAAAGAACUUUGAAAAUCAACUGUUGCUGAAGCUAAACAGAAGAUUUUGGUAGUUAUGUAGUGUGUGCCUUCAACUUUUGUUUUUGUUGAUUUUGAAGGGGCUCACGUUUUGCUAUAUUGACUUUCUGUUCAAGAAAAUGCCUUUAACAGAUGGGAUAUUUACUAGUUCUGAUGUGUGGAGCACAAGCACUGACAUUAACAUUUUGUCAGAAGUUCCUUAAGUAAGUCUGUUACUGCAGUACCAAUUGCCAGUCUGACUGCAGCAAUAUUACUGUAGGUCAAUGAAACACUUAAGUGGAAAUUUAUACUUUGCUCUCCAUGUGUUCAGUAGUCUUUAUCUUAAACCUAUAAGGUUUGGUUCUUUUUGACAAUGUUCUGUAUAGUGUAGGCCUGGGAUCAAGUAUAAAUGUUUAUGAUCCAUAUAAUGCUUGUU
Molecule: messenger RNA, 2539 nt
Organism: Archocentrus centrarchus (flier cichlid)
Lineage: Eukaryota; Metazoa; Chordata; Actinopteri; Cichliformes; Cichlidae
Exons: 4
Coding region: 174-1799 (541 amino acids)
Molecular function (GO): DNA binding
Source: RefSeq, a predicted model, not a curated record